AUGUCAAAAGUAUUUACAAGUAAAACUGUUAAAAUUACAAUCAAUCAAGAUGAUUGUAUUGGGUGUGAGGCUUGUGUUCAAAAUUGUCCUGUUCAAGUCUAUGAGAUGAUAGAUGGUAAGUCAAAUGCAACAAAUGUUGAUAGUUGUUGUAAGGCACUUUCGUGUGUUUCAGUUUGUCCUGUAUCGGCAAUUACAGUUGAUGACAUCUAA
Molecule: messenger RNA, 210 nt
Organism: Entamoeba nuttalli P19
Lineage: Eukaryota; Evosea; Mastigamoebida; Endamoebidae
Product: 4Fe-4S binding domain containing protein
Exons: 1
Coding region: 1-210 (69 amino acids)
Source: RefSeq, a predicted model, not a curated record